Molecule: messenger RNA, 2214 nt
Organism: Notolabrus celidotus (New Zealand spotty)
Lineage: Eukaryota; Metazoa; Chordata; Actinopteri; Labriformes; Labridae
Gene: rapgefl1
Product: Rap guanine nucleotide exchange factor (GEF)-like 1
Exons: 13
Coding region: 21-1385 (454 amino acids)
Biological process (GO): positive regulation of GTPase activity; Ras protein signal transduction
Cellular component (GO): plasma membrane
Molecular function (GO): guanyl-nucleotide exchange factor activity
Source: RefSeq, a predicted model, not a curated record
AGGUGGAAGGUGAUGGAGUGAUGAACAGCGUGGAGAGGAAGCAGGCGGUGCUGACCGUGGCAUUUCGAUACCUGGACACUUACAGAGAGCUGCUGCAGGAGGAGGGGGAGCGCAGCAUCUUCUUCCCAAAGGAGCUGUACCUUAGUGCAGUUCAGGAGUUGAGUCGGUAUCCUGAGCUGGUGGAAGAUGUCCUCAAACUGCAGAGAUGGACUGAGAUCUUACAUUGCCCCUCUGAUGAGGAGAAGGAGAGCAGGAAGAAGCAGGUCCGCCCUCUGUUCAGACACUUCAGACGGAUCGACGCCUGUCUGCAGCCCAGAGAGGCCUUCAGAGGCUCAGACGAGAUCUUCUGCAGGGUCUACACUCCAGAUCAUUCCUAUGUCACCAUCCGGAGCCGUCUGUCCUGUCGUGUUGGAGAGAUCCUUGCUCUGGUCCGAGAGAAACUCCAGUACAGUGAAGACCAACCCGUGCUGCCCGGACACCUCAUUCUGGUGGCCGUCACGUCUGCAGGAGAGAAGGCAGUGUUUCGUCCAAGUGAUGAGGCUGUGUUCACCACGCUGGGAGUCAACACACACCUGUUUGCAUGUGAACCUUCUGAGCUUGAGUCACUGCUUCCUCUUCCUGAGGAGAUCCACUGGACACCUGGUGACAGCAAACUCCACGACAUGUCAGCAGAGGAGGUGGCCAAUCAGCUGGUGGUGUUCGACUGGGAACUCUUCAGCUGUGUGCAUGAGGUUGAGUUUGUGUGCUAUGUGUUUCACGGAGAACAGUCCCGCUGGCGCCCCUUGAACCUGGAGCUGGUACUGCAGCGCUGCAGUGAGGUGCAGCACUGGGUCGCCACCGAGAUCCUGCAGUGUCAGUCUCUGCCGAAGAGGGUUCAGCUGCUCCGCAAGUUCAUCAAGAUCGCAGCGCUGUGUAAGCAGCAGCAGGACCUGUUGUCCUUCCUUGCUGUGGUUCUGGGUUUAGACAACCCAGCUGUGAGCCGGCUCAGACUCACCUGGGAGGGUCUGCCAGGAAAGUUCAGGAAGCAGUUUCAGCAGUUUGAGAGCGUUGCGGACCCCUCCAGAAACCAUAAGUCCUACAGAGACCUGAUCACCAGCCUGAGACCUCCGCUGAUCCCCUUCACUCCUCUGCUGCUAAAAGAUCUUACAUUCCUCCAUGAGAGCUGUAAGACGUUUCACGGUGAACUCGUCAACUUUGAGAAGAUGCAUAAAGUGGCAGAUAUGGUGAGGAUCAUCAGGCGAUACAGGAGCAGCCAACUAGCCAUGGAUACAGAGACGUCUCCCUCCCACCUGCAGACGAAGGCAUACGUCCGACAGCUGCAGGUGAUCGACAACCAGAACCUGCUGUUCGACAUGUCCUGCAAGCUGGAGCCUAAAGACACGUAGAGAGAGAGUGGAGGAGAGGAGAUGAAGACUGAGGAGGAGGAGGAUUAAACCAUUUACCUGUACGCAGCUUGUGUCGAGAAACGAAAGGAUGGAGGAGAUUCAGGAAUAAUUCUGUCACUGCAAGUGGAAACUUCAACACUCCUCCUCUGACUUAUCAACACCAGUUUAAACGUACUGUUUCUCCUCUUCGUCCGUCUGCCCACUACCUUCCAUCAGCAGCUUCAAACCCAGGACCAGGACCUGAGCUCAACAGGACACCUUUUCUUCUCAUGGGAUCCUCUUCAUUCUGCAGCGGCCACUUUGUCCCUGAAGUCUGCGAGUCUGAAACUGAGUCUGAUUUUUUUACGGUUUCAUGAACGUUUGGAAAACUUGCGGAAACAAAAAUGAAGACAUUUGACUCCUCAGCUGACUGAACAUGGGGUUUGAGAACCUCUGUGCUGUGAGGAUAAGUUGAUGAUCUUGGGAAUGAGGAGAAUUCAGGAAACCAAGAGUUGCUCUGAGGUCACAUGACAAGUGGAUCUGAAAAGUCUUGAUGUUGUUUCUGAUAGAGAGAAAAGCUGAAAGGACACAAAGAAUGAAAGAGGAGAAAUCUGAAAAACCUCCUAACAUGCAGGCGUGUGAGCAAACUGACAUAUUGAGUGUAAAAAACAAAAUGAUCUUACUUACUUUGAGUCACAUGACUGUCCACAAAACGUAAGAGCCCGUUCAGACAUAAAUGUAUGCAAACCCACAAAAAUAUGGAAACUUAAAAGGCUCAAAAUGUAUCUUUGUUUUCGUAAUAUAAGAACUCAAAUUUAUUUAAACAGCACCUACAAUAAACAAGAUAAGA